This is a messenger RNA of Pediculus humanus corporis (human body louse), 243 nucleotides long. RefSeq lists its product as uncharacterized. NCBI's taxonomy places the organism in Eukaryota, Metazoa, Arthropoda, Insecta, Psocodea, Pediculidae. The transcript is spliced from 2 exons. The record is from RefSeq and is a predicted model, not a curated record. Bases 1 to 243 code for a protein of 80 amino acids.
AUGGUGGAUCUAACGACAAAUUCUAAAAAAAAAGUGGCCGCCGUCCUUCGAUCUAAUUUAUUUGAAACCUCAAACAAUUUUGAAACUAGUCGAAGCUCAACAAAUUUAUACUCCGAAGGACAACAGUAUCCUGUUGUUACGGGGGUUUCCGUACAAGAACUGGUAUCUUCUCGGGUGAAAUUUGCUAUCGUUAAAUCGAAUUUAGGUGUGUAUAAUAUAAAAAGGGUGGAAAAAAGGGGUUAA